AUGAUAUGUGAAUAUAUGGUUUUUUUUUUAUUCGUAGCAUAUAAUCUUCUUGAUGCUGCUUGUCGAUAUGACAUUAGAAGUUUAAAAGCGUAUACGACUCAAUUUCUUAUAAAUCAUAUCAACACAGAUAAUGUCUUAAAGUUAAUAGAAUCUGCAUAUAAAUACAAUAAUGCAUUACUCAAACAAAGAUGUACUGACUAUUUCGUUGAUAAUGGAAAAGCGAUAAUCGAUGUAAGUGAAUCGUGGAAACAGUUUGUUGACAAACACCCAAAGAUUGUUGCUGAACUUCUUUAUUGGACUACUCACAAAGAAGAAUACCGCCAGGAAACUUCUUAAUUAUAGUUACAUUCACGAUGUCAUUUGUUCAAAAAAUUAAUCAACAAAAAUAAGAAAGAACAGUAAAAAUAAAAGAUAUGUCAAUAAAACAUGUCUUUUGUUGUAUCACAAAUAUAUCUUUUUGUUUUUAUUUUACUAUGAUUUUUUGUCUUGAUUUUUUAUCUUAAAAAAAUAAAUGUAGCAGCAAAUCACCGGAGAAAAACAACAAUCAACAUAAUGUAAUUUGCAUCAUCAAAUUGGUAAAUGAACUUAACAAUAUAAUUCUAUUUCAUCAUGAAAUGUACUACCCAGUUGUUCAUCACGAUGAGACCAAAAUAAAUAUAACAAAACUUUUUUUUUCCAUAAAGAUAGUUUUUAAUGAAAUCUACCUCAGUGAGUUUACGUUCUGUAAAAAUAAAUGGAAGACACAUUUUUCGAAAUGGUACACGUAAGAUGAGUAUAAGUGGGAAAAGAAAAGCAAAAUUUGUCAUUUUAAUUGUAAUUAAUAAACUGGCAGGAAUCAUUUGUAUGUAUAUAUAUGGCGUUUUAUGUGAUGAACUUUAAAAGAAAGCAAAUGUUUAAUAUAUCGUUUAGAGCGAGGAAAAAAAACAGAAAACUUCAAGACUUCAUGAAACUUCAAACGUAAAGAUUUCAUAUUUUUAAAAAACUUCAAAAGAAUUCAUAUGACUUCAGAAGAUUUUAUGGGACUUGGACAUAUAUUAAAAGCUAUAGUUCAAAGAUUUCAAAAGACUGUUUAAGACUUGAUAGGACUUCACGGGACUUCAACCAUAGAUCUAUGAGACAUCAAAUUUAUUCCAUUUUACUUUUAUGCUUACACACCUUUUGAAGCUGUAAGAAUAUUUUAGUCGUUUCAGUCCUAGCGUAUGGAUCUGGGUGUGCUUGUUCUCUGAGUCUCAUCUACGGACAUCCAAC
Rotaria sordida is the source of this 1248-nucleotide messenger RNA. The record is from the annotation of a GenBank genome assembly. Lineage: Eukaryota; Metazoa; Rotifera; Eurotatoria; Philodinida; Philodinidae.